Coccinella septempunctata (seven-spotted ladybird) is the source of this 813-nucleotide messenger RNA. RefSeq lists its product as uncharacterized. Bases 61 to 738 code for a protein of 225 amino acids. NCBI's taxonomy places the organism in Eukaryota, Metazoa, Arthropoda, Insecta, Coleoptera, Coccinellidae. The transcript has 6 exons. The record is from RefSeq and is a predicted model, not a curated record.
AAAUUCGAGUUUCACAGGUAACAAUUCAGUGUUCAGAGAAGUGCUCAAAUAUAUCUCACCAUGAAGUUCUUAGCUCUUGUUUUUGCGUGCUUGGUAGCAUCUGCUUACUCAAGACAAAUAGUGAUCAAAUAUAUCAAUCCCAACGUUAACGGAUUACAACAGCCCUUAGUGGAUCCCCAACCAGUACAACCAGUAGCUGAAGAUGAAGCAGAAGAACAAGACAUUCUAAGCAAACUUUUUUCCAAAACCGGGGAUGUUGCUGGCGAUACAGCAGACACCGCUGGAAGAAUAGCUUCAGGAAUAGUAGAUGUACCAGCUUCCUUAGCUUCAAACGUUUUGUCUGAAGCAGGCAAAGGUGCUGCUGAAGCUCUACACGAAACCGGAAACGCUGCUGCUCGAGCAGCUGCUGAUGUUGAAAAUGGUUUCAGAAACAUCUUCGGAGAUAUUAUCCCAGGCUCGAAUACCCAACAAACAAAGGGAUCCCCAGCAGAAGACCAGGGAGACUUUUUCACUAACAUAUUCUCCAAGGCUGGAGAUUUAGCCGCCGAUACCGCUGACACCGCAGGAAGAAUUGCAUCCGGAAUUGUCGAUGUUCCAGCUGCUUUGGCUUCGAAGACAUUCUCUGAGGUUGGAAAGGGUGCCGCUGAGGCUCUCCAUAAUACCGGAAACGCAGCUGCCAGAGCCGUUUCUGACGUAGAGAAUGGACUCAAAAACAUCUUUGGAGGCUGGGGAAAAUAAUAAUUUUGUGAUAAUGUGAUAUAUUACUUUUUGAUUAAUACAUAGUUUCGUUGAAUAGAAUUUUUUUUCCUUGAA